GCUGAGCCGCCUGCUCUUCGAGACUGCAGGAGGUGCCGCGCUGUCGGCGUUCCCUGCCCCUGGAGAGCCCGAGCAGCGGUGCCGCCGGGCGAAGCGCUGCGCUGUCCCGGACCACUCCCGAGGAGGAGACCCAGCGCCCGCCGCCGCGGGGUCGCGCCUCGGGCCUCCGCUGCGGUCCCUGGCAGGCGGGAGCCGGCGCUGCGGCGGAGCGCGACCCUCCUCCCCGCCGCCCUGUCCACCUUGCCGGGGAAGGCGGAAGAUGCCAGUGAAGAAGAAAAGAAAAGCCCCCGGAGUGGCAUCGGCGGUCGCAGAAGACUCGGGCCUCAAAAAGUGUAAAAUCUCCAGCUUUUGCAGAUCCCAGCCUCCUGCCAGACUGAUUAGUGGAGAGGAAGAUUUUUCAAGAAAGAAGUGCCUGGCUUGGUUUUAUGAGUAUGCAGGUCCUGAUGAAGUUGUAGGGCCAGAAGGAAUGGAAAAAUUUUGUGAAGACAUUGGUGUUGAACCUGAAAAUAUUAUUAUGUUAGUUUUAGCGUGGAAAUUGGAGGCUGAAAGCAUGGGAUUUUUUACCAAGGAAGAAUGGUUAAAGGGAAUGACCUCAUUACAGUGUGACUGCACAGAAAAGUUACAGAGCAGAUUUGAUUUUCUGCGCUCCCAGCUGAAUGACAUCUCAUCGUUUAAGAAUAUCUACAGAUACGCCUUUGAUUUUGCAAGGGAUAAAGAUCAGAGAAGCCUUGAUAUUGAUACUGCUAAGUCUAUGUUAGCACUGCUGCUUGGGAGAACGUGGCCACUCUUUUCAGUAUUUUACCAGUACCUGGAGCAAUCAAAGUAUCGUGUUAUGAACAAAGAUCAGUGGUACAAUGUAUUAGAAUUCAGCAGAACAGUUCAUGCCGAUCUUAGUAACUACGAUGAAGAUGGUGCUUGUAAGUAUAUCAUGCAUUCCUAUGAAAAUAAAAUUCCUAAAAAUGUUAAACGAGUUAAUGUAUUCUGAGACUUUAACCGAAAGUUUGAACUAGUGUAACCAUAACUAGUUAUUUAAUCAGGAUUUGGGGGAGGCUGAGUCUAGAUUCAGCAAUGUUAUAAAAUCAAUGCUAGUGAAUAAAAACGCUGAUUCUUCAGUGACUAGACAUUACAGCUAAAUGAUCAUUUCUCAACCUAGAAGCUAAAAUUUUACUUUGUACUUGCCUUUUCAGUGGAAGAAAAAUUUCACUCAUGCAUUUAAAAGGACAAAGGCACAACAAAUAAGCCCAGUUAAUUCUGUAGAACUCUUAAACUUUAAGUCUCUACCAUCAUUUGGAGUACUAUAGUGUCUCAGUGUCCGUGGAAUGGUGCUUUGCUUUAUAACAAAAAUGACAGUAAAACACUGUGACACAAAAGAAACAAGGUACCAAAGAGACAGCCUGCAUAGUAUUCUUUCCCUAUAGGAUCGCAUAGAGUUUAAUUCUUGUUUAAAGAAAUAAUCGUUUUCUACAGUAGGCUAACAGCCCAAGAGCUGCAGAUGUGUAUAUCUGUGUGUGUUGAGCCAACAUUUAAAACUGAGAGGUUUGUUAUAAAAAUAAACUUGUAAAUUUAUUUGAACUAUCCGAAAAUCUGACACAUUGCACCUGUAUUCCUUUGUAGGUUUCAGAGGUUGGAACCAAGUAGUGGCUUGUGUUGAACUUGCUCUCCAGUUUGGCAGUCCACACAGU
This is a messenger RNA of Onychomys torridus (southern grasshopper mouse), 1682 nucleotides long. It is a transcript of the gene Dcun1d5, whose product is annotated as defective in cullin neddylation 1 domain containing 5. Gene Ontology annotation, biological process: positive regulation of ubiquitin-protein transferase activity; protein neddylation. The transcript is spliced from 7 exons. Gene Ontology annotation, cellular component: ubiquitin ligase complex. Gene Ontology annotation, molecular function: ubiquitin conjugating enzyme binding; cullin family protein binding; ubiquitin-like protein binding. Lineage: Eukaryota; Metazoa; Chordata; Mammalia; Rodentia; Cricetidae. The record is from RefSeq and is a predicted model, not a curated record. Bases 260 to 985 code for a protein of 241 amino acids.